AUGGAAGAUUCAAAGGAGGGAGACGACAGAGAGAUGAUGCUACGGAGCGGCGACGGCGCUGGAGCAGAGAAUGGACGUGCUGCUGGAGAGUUGGGAGCCCUGACGCCUCAAGACUCAACAGAGGAAAGCAACGGGAUGGCGAUGCCGCAGAACAGAGUCGAUGGCGGAGUGAAAGAAGUAGCAGCCACCGGUGAACUGAAGACCCUGAAGCUGCAGCGUGGUCGCAAGGCCGCCCUACUCACCCGUGCCUGUAACACGGCUGAGAUACAAAUCGAUCGCUGUGCAAGUGAAGAAGAACUUAGGAAGCGGCUUGAGUCCCUGAACACGGCCCUGGAAGGCUUCCUGGAGAUAAAUGGUGAUUAUGUUGAAAAGGUACAGGAAGUGGGUGAGCUAGAAGAGGCGGAAGAGUAUGCCGCCCGGUUGACGGCACGGCACGCCUCAGCAAUCAAGGCGAUUAAAGAGGCCAUCAAGUUGAAGUCCUCAGGCUGCUCAGCGUCCGAGACAGAGGGGAAGCCGAUGUCGCUCGCUCCACGGCGAGACGGAAGUAAGGUCAGUGGGUCCCGGGCUUCAAAAUGCUCAAAGGCCUCAACAGUGGCAAGGGAGGCUGAAAUAACUGCAGAGAUGAAGGCCCUCGAGCUGAAGCAUCUCAGGGCACGAAAGGAACGAGAAAGGCAGAAGGAAGAGCAAGAGGACAUGCUGAAGGAGCAAGAAGACACGCUGAGAAAAGCACGAGAAAGGCAGAGUAGGAAGCAAGAGGACAUGCUGGAGGAGAAGGCUAUGCAGGAAGAGGUUGAACGAGCGCUUGUGAAGGCACGUCUAUGCAAGGCGGCUGAGAGCGAUCUCGAAUGGGAGAGACGGCACGACUUCGAUGGCGAGAACGUCGCUCUGGUUCCCAGGGAGUGCAAUGUGGCGGAUGGUCCAGUAACGGUCGACCUGCCUCAGCGUAGACUACCGCCACAAGAAGAGCGCCGAACACUGCAACCUGAGCAGCAGACAGCCGCAAACAACGCCGAGCUGCCGAGCAGCAAGAACGAACAGCAUCCCGCUAACUGGGUGACAGCGGUGCGCUCUGAGCAACAGCCUUUGUUUCAUCAACAAUCGGCGUUUGUGAAGAGCAUCCCACGUCUGACCCUGCCGACGUUCCGAGGAAGCGCUCAAGAGUGGCCACGCUGGAUUGGGCUGUUUAAAGCUUUGGUGCACAAUCAGCCGUCGUUGUCAGACUCCGAGCGUAUGGCACACCUUCAGAACGCGGUAGAAGGACCAGCUGCCCAAGCCAUCAACGGCAUGCUCUUCAACGGGGAACUCUACCAGGAGGCUCUCAAGACCUUGCAGGAACGCUUCGGCAGAGAGGAAGACAUCAUACAGGCCCAUCUGCGAAAGAUCUUCACCUCCACCCCGCCAUCUCUCAUGGACCUCCCAGCCAUGGAGCAAUUCUACUCAGUCGUCCACAACACGGUGACAGUUCUUCGCAAUCUGGGCUACUCAAGCGACCUAGCGAGCAGCGAAAACCUGAGAAGAGUGGUGGAGAAGCUACCAGUCGAGCUUGGUCGAGAAUGGGGCCGAGAAGUGCAUAGGCUCCGACCAGUGCGACCCACCCUGGAGGCGUUCAGCUCAUGGUUGAAGACAGAAGUCGAUGUCCUUAGCCACUCUGCCAGCCGGUCUGUGACGAACGACAGAAAAGGAUCAGCCAAGUCCAGAGACGGAGGGACGGCAAGAAAGUCGGCAUUCGCGACAGGCGCCACUCCUUCGGCAGACCCAGAAUCACGAAGGGCAUGUGUGAUGUGCGAGGGCAUGCACAAGCUCCCAAACUGCCCGACGUUCAAGGCCAAAACUACUGAAGCCAAACUGGAUAUCGUGAGCGCCGAAGGGCUGUGCUUUUCGUGUCUUGGCAAAGGACACUGGAGCCGGAAGUGCAGGAUGGCCAGGAGGUGCGGUAUCGAGGGCUGCAAGUUCAAGCAUCAUCCGCUGCUUCAUGACAACAAAGGACAAGCGGUAGCCGACAAGCCUCACAAGGAAGAAGGCAGUAGCAGCGCACCGUUCGUAGCGGCGUCACUGAACGAAGAGACAGACACCUUGCUUCAGGUAGUUCGGGUCCAAGUCCAUGGCAUCAGAGGCUCGAAAGAGGUUCUUGCGCUGCUCGAUACCGGGGCGCAAACAUCCCUCUGCAGUGAAGACGUCCUACGCGACCUGGGGAUCGCUGGGCACCGUCGCCAACUUCGAAUUCAAAACGUGGAAGGAAGUGGCGCUCAGAAGUCCUCGCAGCGCGUCUCAUUGACCAUAAGCGCAUUGGACCCUGAUGGAAAGAAGAAUGACAUCAAAAUCCCUGAAGUGUGGUCCGUCCCAGCUCUCAACGUGACUGCCCCUGUGGUAGCAAGAAGUCAGCUCAAAGGAUGCGAACAUCUUCGCGGACUUGAGUUCCCACAGUACGACGGGGGGCAGGUGGAACUGCUUAUCGGAGCCAACGUCUUGGAAGCAGUCCUGCAAAGAGAGACGCGUGUGGGACGCCCCAAUCAACCAGUAGCCGUGAAGACCGACCUCGGGUGGGCACUGACAGGAUCAGUCUCGGCCAUUGUUCCCAGCAGCUUGCGCCAAGUUAUGUCCACGAAGCUGCUACUGACGGAGCCGGAGGACGAGUUGUCUGCAGCUGUUAGUGAGUGGUGGUCUACAGAGUCUUUCGGGACUAGAUACCGCGCGACAGCUCCCCGAUCAAGGGAGGAUGAAAGGGCUUUCAAGAUGCUGGAAGAGAAUACAACCAAAGACGAAGGACGAUACAAGACGGGCCUGCUGUGGAGGGAGAGCGAUGCCAGUUUUCCAAACAACAAAGUACUGGCCAUGAAGCGACUUCAAGCCACAGAGAGAAAGCUGGAGAAGCAGCCGGACAUAGCCGUCAAAUACAGGGCCACGAUCGAAGCCUACAUCGCCGCAGGACAUGCCAGAAAGCUCACGGUUGAAGAGGCUUCGGCUCCUACCAAAAGGCGGUGGCUCCUGCCUCACCACGCUGUCACCAAUCCCAAUAAACCAGGAAAGGUACGGGUCGUCUUCGACGCCGCUGCGGCUUACCGCGGAACCUCCCUGAAUGGGAAGCUGCUAACCGGCCCUGACCUGCUGCAAAGCUUGCCAGGUGUCCUCCUCCGCUUCCGGGAGGGCCCUGUGGCAGUCGCAGCAGACAUCACGCAGAUGUACCAUCAAAUAAUGAUCAACGAAGACGACCAGCCCGCCCUGAGCUUCCUGUGGCGAGAUAUGGACAGCAACCGGCCACCGGAUAUGUACCAAAUGCAGGUACUGAUCUUCGGAGCUCGAUCGUCACCAGCCAUUGCCAACUAUGUCCUCAGAAGAGCCCUCCAAGAUCACUGGAAUGAAGAAGGGACAGCGCCUCCCAGAGAACCCGAGCAGAUCCAACGAAGCUUCUACAUGGACGACUUCUUGCUGUCUGACGUGGAUGUGAACACCGCCAAGCAUGUGAAGCAAGAGGCCACCCGAGCCCUCGCUGAAGGAGGAUUCAAGUUGACUAAAUGGAGGAGCAACAGACGCGAAGUUCUGGAAGGCACUUCAACCAAUGAGCUGGCCAAUCCGGACGGUAACCUCUGCCUGGGUGCGCCGACGGCUACAGCUGAGAAGGCUCUAGGAGUCGUCUGGAACGAGAACCAAGACACCCUGGGGUUUCGUCUCCGGGAAUCCGAUGAACCGCUGACGAAGCGGGGAGUCCUGAGCCGAACAGCCUCUGUAUUCGAUCCGCUGGGGAUAGCUUCACCGUUCACGGUAAAGGCCAGACUCAUGAUGCAGCGUCUGUGGUCCCACCAUUUGGCAUGGGACGACACCCUGCCUGAACCAGAGAUGGAAGAGUGGCGCGACUGGCUCCGCGACUCCGAAUGCCUGCAGAACAUCAGCAUCCCAAGGUGCAUCAGACCGGAGGAGGACGUGAAAUGUCAACAGCUCCACGUCUUUUGCGAUGCAUCAGAAGCAGCCUUCGGAGCCGUCAUCUUCAUGAGGUCAACUACAACCAGCGGCAUGCACCAGUGCAGGUUCCUGAUAGCCAAGAACAGGGUGGCGCCCCUGAAAAAGCUGUCUAUCGUACGGCUAGAGCUACAGGCCGCUCUGCUGGGAGCCAGACUCGCCAGUACCGUGGUGGAGGAGCUCUCGCGCAAGCCCGAUGCGAUGUUCUUCUGGUCAGACAGCAGCGUGGUCCUGCAGUACCUUUCAAAUGAGUCAAGGAGGUUCCACACCUUCGUGGCUAACCGGGUAGCUGAAGUGAAGGAGUUGACUGCAGGCGGCACGUGGCGACACGUCCCAGGAAAGAUGAACCCAGCCGACGACUGCUCGAGAGGACUGGCUGCCUCCGAACUCACGUCCCAGAGCCGGUGGCUGAGCGGCCCAGCGUUCCUGAGCGACGACGAAGAGAACUGGCCGGCGCAAACGCCACCUGCACCGCUGAUGGAUGACAUGGAGGAAGUGAGGCCGAGCGUCCUGGCCAGUGUAGUGCAUGACGACGACCAGCUGGAGCCUGACCCCAGCAAGUUUUCAUCCUGGCUGAAGUAUCGUCGAGUGGUGGCGUGGAUGAAACGCUUCGCUCACAACGCAGCCGCACGUGCGUCGAACGGCGAGACACGCCGCACUGGCCCUCUGAAGUCUGAAGAGCUGGACGAAGCUGAAGUCCUCAUCCUAAGACGGGCACAAAGAGCCGCCUAUCCCGAAGAAACACGCAGCCUGGCGCUUGGAAAUGAGCUGCCUAAAAGGAGCGGACUGCUGCCGCUGUCGCCGUACAGCAGCGAUGAUGGGCUGAUGAGAGUCGGCGGACGAUUGGAAAACGCUCCAAUCCCAGAAGAUGCCCGGCAUCCGGUCAUACUUCCUCCUCGAGGCGAAGUCACCCGCCUUGUCAUCCUGCAAAGGCAUGAGAGCUGCGGUCAUGCAGGCGUUGAGCAGACAUUGAACGAAACCAGACAGAAGUACUGGGUGGUGAGGGGAAGAGCUGCAGUGAAACAACUCUUGCAGGGGUGCCCCACCUGCCGGCGGCUCAGAGCACUCCCGAGGCCCCCGCGAAUGGCCAGUCUGCCCGCAGCAAGGUUUGACGCCACCCGGCCCUUUAGCAGUACCGGGGUAGAUAUGUUCGGGCCUCUGUUCGUGAAGCGUUUUCGCAGAACUGAAAAGAGAUACGGGCUGAUCGCCACAUGCAUGGCCACCAGAGCAAUUCAUCUGGAAGUUGUAUACAGCCUGGACACAGACAGUUGCAUCAUGGCGCUGCGGCGCCUCUUCGCCAGACGGGGAAAGCCAGCAGCCAUCUUCUCUGACAACGGCACCAACUUCGUCGGAAGCCAGCGUGAACUGAGAGCGGAGCUCCGUGCCAUGGAAAAGAAACUGGCAGAGAAGCUCAGCGCGUUUGAGGUGGACUGGCACUUCAAUCCUCCGGCAGCGAGUCACAUGGGAGGAGUGUGGGAGAGGAUGGUCCGCUCCGUGAAGAACUCCCUGAGGAUUGUUGUGGGUCGCCAGACUCUCACCGACGAGGUGCUCAUGACGGUGCUCGCUGAAGUGGAGCAUAUGGUGAACAGCCGCCCCCUCACCUACGUCAGCUCCGAGCCGACCGAUCCCGAGGCCCUUACGCCAAACCACUUCCUGCUCAGCGGCGCCCACAGGCAUCUGGCACCAGGCCUCGUGGGAGAGCGGGACGUGUGCAGCCGACGCCGGUGGAAGCAAUCUCAGGCCGUGGCGGAACACGUCUGGAGACGAUGGACGAAGGAGUACGUACCGACGCUCACACAGAGAAGCAAGUGGUAUCAAGAGCGACGCAACCUGGAGGUCGGUGAUCUCGUGAUGAUGGUCGAGCUAGCAAUGUCACGGGGCUCGUGGCCGCUGGCCCGCGUCAGCCGCGUGUUUCCUGCGGCCGAUGGCCGGGUCCGCUCAGCCGAGAUCCGGACCGCCAGUGGCAAGCUGUACACGCGACCGACUACCAAAAUAUGCUUCUUGGAGGAGGAGUGCAAGUAG
Amphibalanus amphitrite is the source of this 5976-nucleotide messenger RNA. RefSeq lists its product as uncharacterized. Gene Ontology annotation, molecular function: nucleic acid binding; aspartic-type endopeptidase activity. The coding region runs from base 1 to 5976 and encodes 1991 amino acids. The transcript has a single exon. NCBI's taxonomy places the organism in Eukaryota, Metazoa, Arthropoda, Thecostraca, Balanomorpha, Balanidae. The record is from RefSeq and is a predicted model, not a curated record. Gene Ontology annotation, biological process: proteolysis; DNA integration.